AUGACAAGCCCUAUCAACGAGACCAUGAGAGCUUUGCAAUGCCUCCAGGCCAACUCAUUGGUUAUCAAGAAUGUCGCUGUCCCAUCGCCUGGACCAGGAGAACUACUCAUCAAGAUUCAUGCUACUAGCAUCAACCCAAGCGAUAUACUCAACGCCGCCGGCGGUUUCCCACAUACUAUCUUCCCUCGAAUUCCUGGUCGCGACUAUGCGGGAGUGGUUGUGGCCGGAUCUGAACAUUUGCUUCGACAAGAGGUUUUUGGCACAAGUGGACGUUCAUUCGGUUUCACAGAUGAUGGUGCACAUGCUGAAUUCUGCAUCGUCGCUGAGAACGCUAUAGCGCCAAAGCCAAGCAUUUUGUCAUUCGUGCAGGCUGCUACAAUAGGCGUACCCUACACGACAGCAUCCUUGAUGCUUCGGAGAGCCCAUGUACGUGCCCAAGAGACAGUACUGGUGCUUGGGGCUUCCGGCAAUGUUGGCGCGGCAGCUGUGCAGCUGGCCAAGGCUAGAGGGUGCAACAUUCUCACAGCCUCACGCAGCGACAUCACAGACAUCAAUCUUCGAUCUGAUCCCGAGCUUUUACGAGCACUAGAUCUCACUGGAGGGAAUGGUGUGGACGUGGUCCUUGACACUACAGGUGAUACUGGUCUGCUGGAGGCGGCUGUUAGAAUACUGGCUCACGGAGGGCGACUUUCUGUUGUAUCUGCUCCUCGCUCUGGCGAUACUGGUUUUACCUUCGACCUGAAACGCCUAUAUCGCAACGAGCAAUCAGUUUUUGGCAGCAACUCUCUCAGUAAUACGCCUAGUGAUAUGGCUGCUCUGUUGGGGAAUCUCGUACCUCUCUUCGUGAAUGGCCAACUGAAAGCACCAAACGAAGAGAAUUCAAAGAUAGUGAGCCUCGAUGAUGCACCGACCACGUACGAGGCAAUCAGGAAUGGUGCACGCGGAAAGUUCGUGAUUGAGCCAUUCUCUCAGGCGUUGGAAGUCCCAUCUGAGACCAUCUCAUCGCAAGGCCACAAUUCGAAACUAUACGUGCCAAUGUUCUGA
Aureobasidium musti is the source of this 1044-nucleotide messenger RNA. The record is from the annotation of a GenBank genome assembly. NCBI's taxonomy places the organism in Eukaryota, Fungi, Ascomycota, Dothideomycetes, Dothideales, Saccotheciaceae.